AUGAAGCGCCCACCGUGCGACCCUUGGGCUGUGGCAGCAUCCAAGAAGGCGAAGGCAGCCAAAGCUGGCUACUCUGAGAGCUUCCUUCAGAAGCUACCAGAUUCUAUCUGUCAACUAAGGCACUUGGGGUAUCUGAAUUUAGCAGGAUGCUCUGGGCUAGUAACUUUACCAGAAUCAAUUGGGGAUCUAAUAAAUAUGUUUCAUAUCGAUUUAUCGGGCUGUGCCGGACUAGUGAAUCUGCCCCAGUCAUUUGGGGACUUAAUAAAUUUGUUGUAUCUUGAUUUAUCACGGUGCUACAGACUAACAGAACUUCCAGAGUCAUUCAGCAAUCUAAAGAAGAUGGAGCAUCUGGACUUAUCAUUCUGGUCUUGCUUUAAAGGGAUUGUGGAAGCACUUGGUGGCCUUAUCAAUGUCAAGAGUUUGAACUUAUCAAACCCUUGUUGUCAUCUUGCUGAUCACUGGCCGCAACUCUUGGAGCUAAAAGAUGUUUGGGGCAAACUCCCCAAACUCCGGUAUUUAAAUUUAUCCAUGUUCCUAAAUCCUAUCUUUUACCAACUACCAGAAGAUGACAGUCUCAACAAUUACCUUGAAUGUAUCAGUGGCCUUUCCAGUCUGGAGUACUUGGACCUAUCUCAUAACAUAUUUCUUGUUGAUCUACCAAAAAACCUAGCUAAGCUUAACAAGCUACAUACACUGGAUCUCUCAGGCUGUGCAAGACUGGAGAGAGUAGACAGAUGGAUGGGUGAGGUGCACUGCCUGAAGUCAAUAGUUGUGAGGAACUCCCAGGGUCUUGAAGCAUACCAGUUUGUGGUUUGCUCUUAUAAUAGUAGGAGCAGCAACUUUGUUCAGCUAAAUGAUGUAAGUUGUAAAGAGUUGGAGAUUAGCCGCCUUGAGAACGUGAAGUCUAUGGAGGAAGUACAGAAUGUGACAUUGGUGAAGAAAGAAGAGCUUGAAACAUUGAAGCUUUGUUGGUCUAUGGAUACUGAAGGACAUGUGGACAACAAAGCUUUAUCGGAAAAAAAUGUGGAGGACAAAGAUUUAUUUGGGGAAUUGCAGCCGCCACAUAAUCUGCAGUACCUUGAGCUACAUGGUUAUAAUGGCGAAACCUGCUUCCCAGCCUGGUGGACACCGUGCAAUCUCCCUAAUCUUGUAAAGGUUAUUAUGGAGGACCUUCGGAGGUGCUUGAGUCUGCCACCACUCCGCCUAUUACCCAGCCUGCAAGAGCUUGUUCUUAGAAAGAUGGCCAGCAUCACAAGAAUAGACUUGAGUGGUCGCAACAGAGUGCCAUUCCAUAAGGUUGAACUGCAUGAUAUGAUUAGCCUGAAAAUGUUCACCGCCACAUGGUACACCAAUGAAUUGGUGAUUCAUCAAUGCUCCAAAUUGGUACUUGGACCACUCCCGCCUAGAGCUCAGAGGUUGGUGAUAUCAGACUGCGACCAGGUGAUGUCUUCAUGGAGGAACCAAGGCAGUGGUCUUGUUGUGGAGGGCCGUUCUGUUCUAGUAACUGAACUGGAGGUCCAGAACUGCAAUUUUCCUGUAGCUGGCUGGAGUUUGCUGCACCACCUUCCUGGACUCCAUAGCUUAACUAUCAAGAAUUGCAAUGGUGUCGCUACCAGCUCAUCAGAGAUCUUUGAGACCCUAUCCUCACUGCAGACACUCUGCUUCUCUGAUUGCCACAGCAUGAGCUCACUUCCACAAGAAUUGGGUUGCCUCGCCUCUCUCAAGGAACUACAGAUCGUGUCCUGCAAUCAGCUGAACUGUUUGCCGGAUAGCAUGCAACAACUCACCUCCCUCCAAUCCUUGCAGUUCACGGACUGCGAUAGCAUCACAGAACUUCCGGAAUGGCUUGGAGGCCUCACCUCUCUUCAGAAACUUGCCUUCCAAGGAUGCCAUGCAAUUAAUUAUUUGUCGAAGAGCAUCAAUCAGCUUGAAAAACUGAAGGAUCUCCGUAUACUGAACUGUCCAACAUUGAAGAAGUGGUGGGAGUCAAAUGAGAAUAUGCAAGAGUUCCAUAACAUGCGACUAUGA
Messenger RNA from Triticum aestivum (bread wheat), 2028 nucleotides. RefSeq names its product disease resistance protein RPV1-like. The transcript is spliced from 3 exons. The coding region runs from base 1 to 2028 and encodes 675 amino acids. Gene Ontology annotation, molecular function: protein binding. NCBI's taxonomy places the organism in Eukaryota, Viridiplantae, Streptophyta, Magnoliopsida, Poales, Poaceae. The record is from RefSeq and is a predicted model, not a curated record.